Molecule: messenger RNA, 1704 nt
Organism: Cygnus atratus (black swan)
Lineage: Eukaryota; Metazoa; Chordata; Aves; Anseriformes; Anatidae
Gene: EAF2
Product: ELL associated factor 2
Exons: 6
Coding region: 105-902 (265 amino acids)
Biological process (GO): regulation of transcription elongation by RNA polymerase II; positive regulation of DNA-templated transcription
Cellular component (GO): super elongation complex
Molecular function (GO): transcription elongation factor activity
Source: RefSeq, a predicted model, not a curated record
GUGCGGCGGCGGCGGGCCCGGGCGCGGGGCCGGUCCCGGUGGCGGUGGCGGUGCCGGGCAUGGUGCGGGCGGUGCCCGCCGCGUGAGCGCUGCCCGCCGCCGCCAUGAACGGCGCGGCCCCGCCGCCGCUCUUCGACCCCAAGGAGCGGGUGCUGAAGCUGGGCGAGACCUUCGAGAAGCAGCCGCGCUGCGCCUUCCACACCGUCCGCUAUGACUUUAAGCCUGCGUCUAUCGAUACAUCCUGUGAAGGAGACCUGGAGGUUGGCAAGGGGGAACAGGUGACGAUAACGUUGCCAAAUAUUGAGGGCUCAACUCCACCAGUGACUGUGUUCAAGGGCUCAAAGAAGCCUUACCUAAAAGAAUGUAUCUUAAUUAUCAAUCAUGACACUGGAGAAUGUCGCCUAGAGAAACUCAGUAGCAACAUCACCGUGAAAAAAACGAGAGCUGAAGGAAGCAGCAAGGUCCAGUCUCGUAUCGAGCAGCAACAACAGCAAAUGCGAAAUGCAACCAAGACUCCAAACAACGUUAAAAAUUCUCCGCCAAAAGAAAAGAUGUUUCUGUCUUCUCCUAUGGAUGACAUCGAACGAGAGCUAAAAGCAGAAGCCAGUAUCAUGGACCAGCUGAGCAGCUCUGACAGUUCGUCUGACUCUAAAAGUUCUUCAUCCUCUUCAUCCAGUAGUGAAAAUAGUUCCAGUGAUUCUGAAGACGAGGAAGCAAAGCCCUCUCUUCCUAUGUCAAUGCCGUAUUUGCAGCCACAGCCUACUGUGUCUGCCAUACCACAACAGGCUGUCCCUGACAAAGAUGCCAGUCAUAACAGAUCCCAAGAGAGCAGUGGUCAUAUGAUGAAUACACUACGAAAUGACUUGCAGCUGAGUGAAUCUGGAAGUGAUAGUGAUGACUGAACAAAGUUUUGGCCUUAAACGUAUCACCUUUUUUGCUAAAUAUGUCUUAGCAUCUGUUUUGCACUAAGAUUAGAUUACCAGAGACUGGAAUGAAUGUCCUCGAUUUUGAUAAUAAAGACAUCCUAAUUUUCUACUGACACAUCGCGUCUAUAACACAGCAGCAUUGAUACGUUGUCAGUGCUAUGGUUAUGUGUUUACCUUUCAAAUUACUGUAUUUACAGUAAAAUUGUGUAUGAUCUGAUUUUGAUUAUUUUGCCUCAGCCACCUGUUGUACUUGAAACUGAUUUGUAACAGCUAGUUACUUUAUAUAAAUAGUUAUGAAAUGGAGGAAUUUCUGAUAUUUAUGGAGGCAAGUUUCCUUCCUAUCAUUUAAAUGUUGAAUGCUGAUCUUACAGCUUUAACUUGGAGGGUGUAAAAGGGAGAGCAACUAAAUGAGGUCUGCUGUGUCAGCUACACUUUUUGUUCAGUUCACAGUUCAUACCUUUAAGGAAACUGCUGAAUAAUGUGGUCCACUAGUGCAGUUACAGUUUACAAUUGUUCAACACAUUGCUGAAUCCUUAAUUUCAUUGUAUUAUAGGACUUUAUAUUUCUGAGCCUCAAGAUUCCUGAGGGAACUUGUCUAUUCUCUGCCUUUUUUUAAUGUAACUUGAACAGGCCGGUCUUUUUACAACCUUUUUGUAUCUAAAUUUAGAUAACUGUGGAGACAGCAAUGAUUUUUCUUCAUGUAAUUCUGUAACGGAAAUCAGAAAUUUUCUUUGUAGAAGUAUAAAAGUAAUUUAAUAAAGCAAUAUUUAUCAUUUUG